AAUGCUCGGCGUUGGUCUAACUGGUCUGCCAAAGUGAGUAGUAAAACUGUUGACUAUCAAUGUGCAUAGAGCGUUGCAAGUGUUCCUGCAGACCUGCGUCUCUAACUAGACCAGAAAUUAGGUCAUUUUGUUAAGGAUUACAAAUUAUGUUCAGAGACCCUGGUGAGCAUUUCUCAUCUAGGUCUUCCAGCUGAAGUCUUCUGCCUGCAGCCAUCAACACUGACGGUUGCGGUUUAACCAGGUUGGAAAAAAAGACACUACAUGGUAGCAAUAAAUAAAUGUGAUUUGGUAUAGUAUUUGUAAGAAGAAAAGUCUUGAAAAAAGACUUUUACCAUGUUGUAAAACCUAUCCUUAUUUGGAUACUUUUCUAUCAUUUUACUAAGAAAACCCAACAAUACCUACAGCUGCGAUCUAUCAGCUGUGUUUGGGUCCUGGAAAGGAACACCUGGAUCUGAAACCUUAGCAGCAGGUGCCACUAGCUGAGCAUUUACUGGCUCAACACCUCUCCAAAAAAACACUAACCAAAAGAAAGAAAAAAAAAAAAAGAAAGAAAUUAAUCAGUCCAGUCAACUAUAUAAAGUUCAGGGGCAGGGAAAUGAAGUUUCACAAAGGAGAUUAACAAAUAGGCAUGGUCAGGUUUCCUAAAACCCAGUAUCUGUACCAGAUCUUUUCAGCAUAAAUGGUGGUUUCUCUGGCAGGAGUUUAGCUGAAGAGCAGGCUUGAUCUGAGAAGUAACUCUGUAAAGUGAAAUGACACAGUGGGAGCCCACCGCGAUGGGGCUGCAUGUUCAGCUGAUGUACCCCUUGAUUACUCAGUUUCAUGAAGUCUGUGAGGAAUUGCUCCACCGGGAAAUGCGGCCAGUUGAGCUUCGGUGUCUUUAUCUGCACAGCUGUAGGGAUGGGAAGGGGACGAGGGCGUGAUGCCUGCUGCAAAGGGUCGUUUGGGGAGCUGGAAGUCUGGGAAGGCAUAUCCUGGCGUGUUUGCGCUCCACGGACCAAGCGCUCCAUUCGUUAUACCUAUCUCUAAUGCUCUUUAUCAUGUUAAAGAUGCUCCUCAGCUCGUGGCCUCGGGUGGGCUGAUGCUAGAGACGCAGUGGGAGCAGGCCUGAAUGCAGUGUUCAAAGGCUCUGCGGAGCGGUAGUUAGUUGAUUGUUGUGCUGAUGAGGCACGAACCAUAACCAGACCUUCAUGGACAACACUUUGAGGGCCUUAUUCCCCAUAUUCACCGGCACACUGGCUGAAAGAGAGCCGGAUCCGCCCUGGUGAGAAAUCUCUGUGUCGGGCAGGCAGCGUGGGGAAGGUGCUGGGGCACGGCCGAGGUUCUGGUGUGGGUGUCUGUACAUUGAGGGAACAUGUUGUAAGUGCUUUGGUGUUGUCUUUUGGGAACUCAUGGGAACAGAUGAGAAGGCAGAGUCACUGCCCCAGCAGAUCCUGAUCUAAAUAGACCGAGAGAUGACAAACUAGAAGGGGAAAUGUUGUCUUUUACAGCCAAUGUGUGUCUUGCAGCGAGGGGCCCAAAACUGAACACAGUAUUUGAGGUGCAGCCUCACCAGUGCCAAGUAGAGGGGGACGAUCGCUUCCCUAGUCCUGCUGGCCACACUAGUUCUGAUUCAAAAAUAUUUAAAAUCAGAGAGGGGCAAACCUACAAGACCCUCUUGAUAUCAGAGCAGCGUAUAUGCAGGCCUGCAGAACAACCACAAACACGUUUCUCCCUUGCAAGGCUCAUCAUCCUAUCUAAUACAGAAAGCUCCUGGAGAUAACGCGAAGCCGGGCAUACAGUACAGCCUAUGCUCCAGGCACAGGGAGUAAGUGUUGAGGCAAGAAAUGACUUUUUCCUGGCAUGACCCACUACAGAUUGAACUGGAAUGGCAAUUAGAAGUUGAAGUGCUCAUUUAAUGUCAGUGAUGUGUAAACUACGUUGCCAUUGUUAUUUUAGUGCUGAUUUACAUAAUUGGCAUACCCUGAAGUCACACCGCACAGCACUUGCAGUUCAUGCUAAAGACUUGCAGGAAGUCAUAAAAUUAAACAUUAUCUGCGCUGGAAUGCAACGGAAAAGUAACUAAACUUUUGAAGGAUUUCACCUCGCUCUGUGUCACCUCUCCUGCCGUAUGCGUGGCAGCGAGCGAAAAUCAGGUUAACAAGUGUUGGGAGCUGUUGGUAUGAAGGAGCUUUUCCAGCUCUUUAAUUACGCUGGUGUAGUUCUAAGGUCGUUUGUUACACUGGUAUGUAACUCCUCGUGUGAGCAUCUCAUCCUGCAGCAAGGUUUUGCCAGUAUAGCUGAAGUCACUCUAAUGUGAUAGGAAGGGCAGGAGAAGAGGGUCCACAGGAGGAAUUAUUCCAGGCCAAAUGCGCUGAAUUCCUGCCUCGAAUCGGUGGUUUUCCUACAUUGAAAAGUCAUAAGAUGGAGAGAAAAGGCCGCUCCCAAAGGAGGAGCUGGUAAUGGAGCUGUCUCAGUUGUUAUUGCUUUAAAUCCUCCUCCGCAGUAAUUCAAGGUGUCAAAGGCUGUCUGUGUCUUUUGCAAAUGAAGCCCCUGAGAGGUAUUCGGAAGAGGAGGCACAGCACAGGGCGCUCACCUUGCUGGGCAGGAGCCUGGGCUAGCACCAGGACCCCGGCUAAUGACGGUGUGCCGAUGGCUUCGGCUUUGAUGAGGACCCUAAAUUGCUAGGUAUCACAUACCUAUGCAAGAAGGGCCAGGCCCUACCGCAGACCUCAAGCAGACAAACAAGAGACGGGGCAAAGGAUGCACCCCUACCCACAAGUUACUAAAUCCUACCAGGACUAAAAGAUUUGCCAGCAUCGGUAAAGGGAGCCAGGGACGUAGCUCGGAUUGGGAGCCCAAUCCCACAGGGCACGGGCUUGUCUUCUUCACCCCCGCCACCUCUGUCCUCCUCUGUGCCCGUACGGAGCCGUGCAUGAUGCUGGGCCCGCAACGAGCGGUCGAGGCUGCAAACCCGGGGAAGCACCGGCGUGGGCACGGCUGGGCGCCCGUCCCACCGCCCCCGGCCCCGCAGGGAGCGCGAUUCGACCCCCGGGCCAGGUGCCGGGAAGGAGGCGAGGGACCGUGGGCUGGCAGAGGGUGGUUUGCGAUGGGGUUGCCGUGUCGGGACCGGAGAUCCGCCGCAUUUCCACCACUGGAGGGCAGCCACAUCUUAAAAAAAAAAAAAAAACACACUCCAAAAAAAACCCCACCAACAAAACAACCCAACAAACCCUCUGCCGUCCGCACGGCCGGCCGGGGCUGAGCCCGCACUCCGAUGCACCGCAGCAUCUCCGGGAGGAGACUCCUCCCGAGCCUCGGUGCUCGUUUUUCGGGGGAGGACAGAGAGGAAACCCCCGAGUUUCCAGCCCCGCGGGGCUCGGGCUCCCAUGCACUGCUGCUAGCGGAGGUAGAAACGUAAAUAAGUUUAUAUAUAUAAUUUAAACUGAUUUUAAAGCACCGGGAUUCUCCCGAUACCUUACGUGACCUUCACACCUUACCACCCCGGCCGGCCGGGGCACGGCGCUAAUCCGAUUUGGGGCGGCGGAGCCCGGGAGCGCUCGGGGCCGUACAAUGGGUCAUUGUUCCGCUCGACCGGUGUCACAGCUUAACGGGACGUCAGCCCCAUCCCUCGUCCCGGCGGUAACUGCGACCCGGGCAGGCGGCAGCCGGGCGAGGGAGGGAGCGGACGAGGGAGGAGGGAGGGAAGGAACGGAGGGAGGGAGGCGGCGUCUCCUUUAAAAAGCCGUGCGGGGCCGCAGCCCGCUCCCACAGGGCGGCUGUGAUUGGCGCGGGCCCGCGAGCCUCCGGGGUCGUGACAUCGCCGAGCAACAAAAAGCCCCGGCGGCGGCCGGCCACCCCCGGCAAUGGUGCGGUGCGGGGCGGGAGGAGGGCAGGCCGGUGGGGAGCCCGGCGCUGUCCCCUAGCGCGGCCGUUCCACGCGGGACGGCAGCAGCAGGCUACUCCCCACCCUUUUUUUUUUUUUUUUCCUUCUUCCCUCCUCCCUCCUUUCUUCUUUCUUUUUAAGGGAGCGGAGAAAAGUCAAGCUUCAUCUUAAUGUUGCUGCGGGAGUCUCGGUAAAUGUCCAUCUGUCUGAUGCGGGUGAUGCAAAGGACAUUUUUUAAAAGGAGCCUUUUAACUCCGUAGACACAUAGGGACCCAUUCACGGGCAGGCACACGCACACACACGCGAGGAGGAGGAAGAAGAAGAAGAAGAAGCAACAACUUUUCGAUCGCUGCUUUUAAAAGGGAGAAGCCCUUCCCUGGCCGGGACUUGCCUUCUGCCUCCUCAACCAGCUGCUAAAAGUAUGUUUCUGAGGCGGACUGUACUUCAGGGAACUUCUAUUUUCUGCUCGGCAGCUGUAGAGGAGCAGCAGCGAAGUUUGGAGUAACACCAAGUGAUGCGGGAAAAACACCCCGAGAGCAGAAAACCCUCCUGCAGACACAACCCCUGCUGCUGCACACAGGUUGAUCAUGGUUGCCGCGACCCGCUCCCUCCUGGCGCUGCUGCUCUGCCAGGUGCUGCUGGGCGGCGCGGCCGGCCUCAUGCCGGAGGUGGGCCGGCGGCGCUUCAGCGAGCCGGGCCGCGCCGCCUCGGCCGCGCAGCGCCCCGAGGACCUCCUCAGCGAGUUCGAGCUGCGCCUGCUCCACAUGUUCGGGCUGAAGCGGCGGCCCAGCCCCGGCAAGGACGUCGUCAUCCCCCCCUACAUGCUGGACCUCUACCGCCUGCACGCGGGCCAGCAGCUGGGGCAGCCGCCGGCCCUCGGCUACCCGCUGGAGAGGGCCGCCAGCCGCGCCAACACCGUCCGCAGCUUCCACCACGAAGAAGUUUUGGAAGAACUGCCAGAAACAAGUGGGAAAACAGCACGGCGUUUCUUCUUUAAUUUAACUUCCAUCCCUAACGAGGAGUCUAUCACCUCAGCUGAACUCCAGAUUUUUCGGAAACAGGUGCACGGAGCCUUUGAGAACAACAGCAGCUACCAUCACCGUAUUAAUAUUUAUGAAAUUAUAAAGCCAGCCACAGCCACCUCUAAGGACCCUGUCACAAGACUUUUGGACACCAGGAACACAAGGGGAAACAAAAACCAGGAAAGAACAGAAGGGAUGGAGGAGCCCUGCUUGCGCCUGGCACGCACGCUGUUUGGGGAUUUGACAGUCUGCCUCCUGCUCCAAGCCCUGCCUUCAGACUACUGCCUGACCUCAGUGAGUCCCUUCCAGGUUCCACGCGCCAUCUCACAGUCACGUCUGCUGGAAAAACAAUAUAAACACAAACAACAACUCUGUUCUGGAUGAGCUGAACCUGAAGCGUGGGGCUUUUCGGGACCAUAUUAAAAGCCUCUGAUGAUCAUCAACAUGGCUGUACCAAACAUCUCUUCUUAAUGUGAGGCACAAAGCCCAGAAUUGCCAUCUCUCGGCCCCAGGAAACACGCUCCCGGCAACUGACUGGGACGGCAGUGAGGUUUUGCCCAAAAUCUCGUCCCUACCAUAAGAGCCGUGGGAGAACUUGAGUGGAAUGAAGAUUUCUGCCCCGAGUAUAUUUAUUCCAGAGUAUAAUGUCCUGCUCCAGGCAGGCAGGCACUAGUCCCGGAUGACUUCAAAAGAGCUAAUUCAGGUUGCCUCUCAGCCCGUAAGAGCCAAGAAGGAGAGCUGGACCUGCCAACUCUGCAAGGACCAGUUUAGGUGCUGCAGCACCUGGGAAAAAGGCAUCUGACCACAGCAGGGUAACUUGGCACGUCUAAGUCAUUUUGCCGUCCUCCGAGGGACAACGUGUAAAACCUACGUACCUGGGCAGAGGGCUAUAUAUUGCUUAUAUCAGAUCUGUAAAGAGCCAUGUGAUAUUAUUAAAUACUUAAAAAUUAUGAGUGUAACAGAAUAUCCCGCUCAGAUGUAUCAGAGGAACCGAAGAGGUAAAAAUAUCCAGCAGCAGUUCACUCCGUAACAGGCACUGUGCAUGCAGGUCACAUAUGCCUAUACAGGCAUUUUCUGGAUCGUGUUUAUCUAUGCGUCAUAAAUAGAGACACAGACAUAAGAACACUUGGUUUUCAGGACUGAAUCACUUAGCUUUGAUAAGAUUUUAUCUAGAUAAAAACUGAAUUGAUUGACAUCUCAUACUUCUUGGGUUUAAUGAGCUCAUAACUGCACUUUAAUUGGUUUAAUUACCAGAACAUAAUAUUACAGGUAUGUAAUGUAGACCUGUAAUGUAGAGUUAUACAAUAUAUUAUAUAUGUUAUGCAUAAUAAAAUGCAACAGGUAAUAUAACACAGUUUUUCAUAAGAAUUAUUACUAGGAUGAUCAGUAGUGAAUAUUCGGUGACAUGAAUAGAAAUUUCCUUUAAGUAAUAUCUGCAGGAUUUGGCCCUCCUUGUAUAAGCUUCUAAGAACAACACACAUAUGAGGAAAAUGUGAAGGCUGUGAAAUAUGAAAUUAUUUGUAGGCUAGGGUGGGAUUUGGCUUCAGUAAGCUCAGGGUCUAAGUUCCUCCAAGAUGUUUAUGCAUCUAACUCCCAUUUCAAAUUUCCAUGUUCGCUUCAGAAAUACAAUUUUUCCUCUAGCUUUUUCCAAGGCUGGCUCAACGCUCACAGCACUUUCUCAAUCUAUUUAUUGUCUGCAUUUUGGAAAUUACUAUUAACAGUCACCCAGUGUUUUCCUAAUAUAAUUAUUUAGAUCUCUCCAGUGACACAAUUAGCAUCUGGGAGAAACACCAUAGCGUGCAAUUGUGUCUUUAAUUAUCUUUCCAUUGUGAGUAGAGAUGCUAUGUGCCAAGGCAGUUAUUACACCUGACAAGGACAAUGUAUUUACAAUGGGUGUUUAUACAGGCUAAUUCCUUAUAAAAAUACCUUGACAGAAAGUGCUCCACCUGCCUUCAUGUUGCCUAUCGCAAUUGCUAAUUAAUAUUAUUGUGCUAAAAAUGAUCCUAUCAAUUAAAGCCUCUUCUGUCAUAACCACUGCUCCCUGCCUAGCUAUGCCUAAUUAACCUGCCGCUGACUCACAUGCUGGGAAGGAUGUUCAUCAGCCAGACUUCAUCUUGCUGAUCUGAUUUCCAUUGCUCCGCUUGGUUUUACGCAGAGCCCUCCGUUCAGCUAAGCACGUGCCUCCCCUGGAGCACGCUACCCAGUCGGCUUGCCUCUCUGCUCAGCAGUUCUGACACUCAACUGCUGCUGCUGGGUCAGGGUUUAAAGCUAUAUUCAGGUUCGUGGUAAAGUUCUCAUUGAUUUAAUUGGUUAACAGGGCUGACCAUAAGCAUGUAUUUGAACCCAAGUGCCAUCUGAUUCACUUUGCCAGUCACACUGGUUAAAAUACGGUCGUGAGUGUGCUCCGUGCUUUUGGACAAAAUUAUUCUGCAGGACGCUGCACUCAAUGGUUGCAGCUAUUCUCAAUUUUCUGUAUAUUUGUCAAGCUAAAAUAACGUUUAUGUUGCUUGCAUAAAUAAGACUUGAUCCUUCAAAUUGAAACAGAGUGGUACUGCUUUGCAGCUCUGGUCUCUGGGAAUUGUGGUGGGGACUGGGAAGGACGGCGGUGAAAGCCUGCCAUCGGUCCCAGAUCAGCCAGGUUCAAAGAGCGACUUUGCUCUGUGCAAGACGCUUUGGGCUUGAUUUUGGCCUUGUAUCUAGGUAUGUAAGGAUACAAACAGAAGCCUAAUGGGAUUGUCAAAAGAACAUUACUUACCCCUCGGGAGAUCGCCUCGUCUGCCAAAGAGCUCCUGCACGGCUCAGCUCAAAUUGCAAAACCUCCGUGUUCUUCUGUUUCUCAUCUGUUACAAGAGAGAUAAUUACAGAGAUGCUAAGAGGAUAAACGUAGUAAAGUCUGGGAGGUGCUCAAAAAAAGAGCAUGUAAGAUAGAUGGGGCAUGACUAGUUACUUGUCUCAAGGCAUGCCUGAGCUCUGCAGUGAAACAGCCGGGGCUUCUGGCCAACUGAAAAGUCAGCCGUGACAUCUCAGUGGCCAGGGGGGCUGGGUAAGGGGUCUCAGGAUAUGGGGUUGUCCUCUCCAGGCUCGCUCGAGAUCAGCUGCUGAGAGAUGUUGGACUCUGAAACUUUCUUGGGCCUUUUCGGUGGUCAAGAAAUCAUCAGAAUAACACUGGAGGAGCGCUUUUUAAAUAAGAUUUCUGGUGUCCCUGUGUGCAACUACAAACAUCAGUGAAUUACAUUGAGGGAAAAAACAUCCCAAUCUCCUCUUUUCCAACUCUCCAAGAAAGACUAGCUUGAAAUAUGGAGGAGCAUUCCUGAUGGAAGCUGCUGUUCACUUAUCCCAGGUUCCUGGGCUGUCCUCAGCGAUAAAGCUGUUUAUCACACAUUGCUCAGUGGUACUACAGCGAUUACGUCAAACUUAGCGCAGCGGCAGGGAACCCAUCCUGACAACCCCGCAAGCCAGGGCUACGCAGAAGGAAAUGGGAGCUUAGAGAAAAAGGAUGUCAAGUGAUGAGCCACUGCCUUGGGACCAGCUCUGCAGUGCCUGUUACAGAUUAAAUUCUAGGCAAACGUAAUGAAAUCUUGUGGAGGGAUGGCAAAGUAAGAAACCCACGUGCACGUGCCUUCUGGUAGAUAAGGCAUCCAGAUUGCUCUUUUUGGAACUAACCAAUAGCAACAAAAAGAGAAAAAGGGGAAACAAAUAAAGCUUAAAAAUUGAAUACAUCUUCCAGUGUACAAAAUGAAUCAGUGAAUCAAAUGGGCUAAAGGAAGAGAUGUGGAAAAAGCAAGACUUUUACCCCCAUGGAAUCAUGGGAUUCUUGUAAAGACAGGGAGAAGAAAUAUUUAUUCUCAGAGAAACACAAUGGUGCCACUGUGAAAUGAAGCAGGUGGCCAGCACAUUGUGUCUGUGCAUCUUCAGCACUGACCAGGAUUAAGACAUUGAGAAAACGAUGUACUUAAACCCGUGUACUUAAAUUGUGAGGAGCACCUCUCGCCCUGAAGGUCUUCCUCUGUGGCAAUCCCGUUCUUCCUUCUGUGUUUGGAGAAGGGCUGGAAGGUGGCUAGGAUUGACCAUAGUGCCUGUACAUCACAGGCAAACACCCUUUAUGGAAAUAUUUGUCUUGUCAGGCACUCCCAUGGGAGCUAAAGGUAUGCAGCACCUCACUGGAUCAGCACUUGCUAUUGCCACUAGUAGUAGUAGUAAUAAUAAUAAUAAUAAUGGCAGGGCGAGAAAUAAUACUGCAACUUCCUUUCAACUUUGAGGUCUGUGUGUGUUGAGAGAGCAAGAAUUCCACAGAGCACUCGAUUCUGCUUUCUUUGAAGCAGCAGUAAAUAGAAAUGGUCGGUAAAACUUCAGAAGAACCAUCUGUAUCUGUAGUUACACAGGCUAAAUAUAAGUAAUACUCACAUAUUUCUUUGAAAUAUGCUGUUCUACCAAAAGAGAAUCACUUAGCAAAAGCAGAUCCCUUUUUGACUGCAUUUUGCUUUGAAAGGAAAACAUCCAGAGGAAAAACAAAAAUGCCAAGAGCACUGCGAUUGUGCCAUUUCAAAAUUUAGAGCAUGAAGCAUUUGGUUUUCUCACCUUCAAGUUUUCCUGUAGAUCGUUAUGUAAGACUGUGAAAAGCAGGAAUGGAGACGACAGGCUCAGGCUCACUUUUUGGGAGGGAAGGUGGAAGAGAUAUGUUUCUUCUGGGGUGAUUCUUAAACUCUUAAGUCAAAAUUCCAAUUCCUUAUCAGCAGGGCAUUCCAUUUGGAGUAUUGCUUAUAUGUCUCUCUAUUACCACCAUCACCGUAGGAGCCCCACAUCGCAUCUCCUGGUGUACAAAUCCUCACAGAGCCCAUGGCCCACAGUUGUGGAAACUGAGGCAAGGAGCA
Grus americana (Whooping crane) is the source of this 9755-nucleotide messenger RNA. RefSeq names its product bone morphogenetic protein 2 (gene BMP2). Gene Ontology annotation, biological process: BMP signaling pathway; SMAD protein signal transduction; negative regulation of transcription by RNA polymerase II. Bases 4450 to 5268 code for a protein of 272 amino acids. The transcript has 8 exons. NCBI's taxonomy places the organism in Eukaryota, Metazoa, Chordata, Aves, Gruiformes, Gruidae. Gene Ontology annotation, cellular component: extracellular region. Gene Ontology annotation, molecular function: growth factor activity; BMP receptor binding; cytokine activity. The record is from RefSeq and is a predicted model, not a curated record.